Lolium perenne is the source of this 499-nucleotide messenger RNA. Lineage: Eukaryota; Viridiplantae; Streptophyta; Magnoliopsida; Poales; Poaceae. The record is from RefSeq and is a predicted model, not a curated record.
AUAUUUUCAUUUCUUCAUGUUUUCUACAGUUCUUUUCCCUGAAGUGGGGGGUAGAAGUCUGGACUCUCAACAUUCUUAUGUUGUUUCAUAUGGUGGAGAUGAUGGCGGUGGCAGACCUGGUUGUUCAUAUGAUGGAUAUGACAAUGGCCUAGAUAUACAUGUGGAGGACUCUCAUAUUACACUAAAUGUCUGCCUAGGCAAACAAUUUACUCAUGGUCAAAUGUUGUUUGUUGGUAGUCGUUGUGGGACCCAUGUUAAUUCAGAAGCACAACCCCAGGAAAUAUUUAUGUAUUCUCAUGUUGUUGGACAAGCCUUGCUAUACCAUGGUCGCCAGCGACAUAAAGUAUGCCCAACAUGUGGAUUUAGGGCUAACAUGAUCAUGCAGUGCAAAAGUUCAUUGUUCAAGGAGGUGACAAAAUGCAAGCUAGAUUUUCCUGAUUGGUGCAUCGAAUGCCUAAAAGAAAACAACGCGUGCAAACAUAAUAUACCGAUACCAUGA